Messenger RNA from Folsomia candida, 3352 nucleotides. RefSeq names its product BTB/POZ domain-containing protein 7. The transcript has 22 exons. The coding region runs from base 765 to 3197 and encodes 810 amino acids. Lineage: Eukaryota; Metazoa; Arthropoda; Collembola; Entomobryomorpha; Isotomidae. Gene Ontology annotation, biological process: morphogenesis of a branching epithelium. Gene Ontology annotation, molecular function: protein binding. The record is from RefSeq and is a predicted model, not a curated record.
CAACCACACUCAAAGUACAUAUAAAGUUCAUAUAAAGAAAACACCAUAAGAAGUGCAAACAGCAACUAAAUCGCUAACCCACCAACUCUGCACUACUCUCUUCUUGCUAUAUUGCAGUAGCAGAAAAGGAGAGGAAAUGACAAUUCAGCCAAUUUAAUUAAGAGCAAAAAUUGGAUCCAUUCAUUUCAGGGUUUUCUGUGCUGAACCAAGUCCACUAUCCAUCAGCACUAUAUGCCACUACCACGAUUAUAUACACACACGACCAGUAGUGCAGAUCUAUCUCGAACACUGCAAAUUCUGCUUUCUCUUAAUUCACGGAGAAAACUGAGGACUGACUGUUAAUUAAAGACAAUUGGAGAAUGGGUUCGUGGUCGUGAAAGAACGGCGGAAACGUGUAAACAAAAGAACUUUUAUAACGUUCACUUGCACAACAUGUGAGACAAUAAUAAACAAUAGUAACUGUCCAUUCACACAUUCAAAACAAAAGACAAAACUGUAACAAUAAGCAAAAUAUUAUGAGACAAAAGUGCGUUGCGCUAAUUGUGCCAUGUGCGAGAGUAUCUAGUAUGGCUUAAAUAGAAAUAAAUAAUAGUGAACAAAGUUUUGGAGGACUGUGUGGUUUAGAGUUUUUGGACUGGUUUUAAAUUUCUGGUGGUCGAAAAUUGGAGGGGUCGUGGUAGGUGGUAGAUACGGAACGACCAGGGAGUGGGAGGGGGUUGGGUUCGUCAUAUUUCCACGCAUACAUUUCUCAUUGUUUUGGAAACAUGGGAGCAAAUCUGUCCGAUGUUAGUAAUGGAGGGGGCAGCAGAGGUGGUGGCUUGAACAAUCCAGAUUGCACACAAGAUGAUUGCUUCAUAAAUGCGGCAAGGGAACGCAAGAAAAAAUGGUGGCGUCGGAGAACUUCACGCUCCACAGAUCCUGGAAGACCGCUACGAGAAAUAUUAAGUAGUUGGACAAUAGGGGAAGUUUAUGCGUUAAUGCAAGAAUAUGACAUGAUGACAAAAGAGAAGGAACUGUACAUCCAAUCUGAAUCAGCUCGGCCAAGAAUUCAAACAAUUCGCUCGGAUUUAGCAGAUCUAUUGGAUUUCAAAUGGAACUCCGAUGUAAACUUAUACUUAACUCCAGCCAUAUUUCCUGCGCAUCGUGCCAUACUUAUGCAACGAUCAAAAUAUUUUCGAUCUCUAUUGCACCACCAAAACGGAAUUGUGAAUGUCAACAUCGAAGACCCCGUAGAUAUUCCUACCUUUUCUAGUUUUAUUAGAUACCUGUACACAGAAGAAUCAAGUGCAGAGUUGGACAACUUUGCGGAUACAAUUUUUGGGCACAAUGGAAGAUCUCGAAGUCUCGAAGUUGACCUCCGCGAACUACUUCAGACAGCAAAAUACUCGGACGUUGUUUUAGUAGUGGGAGAUGAGCACAUUCCAUGCCAUAAAGCAGUCUUAGCUGCCCGGUCGGCGUUUUUUAGGUCCUUGUUUCAACGUCGAGGAAACUCCAAAAAUCUUGUACUAGACGAAACAGUAAUUCCAAAAAGAUACACUCGCGUUAUAUUGCAUUGUAUGUACACUGAUCGUAUCGACCUAAAUUUAAUUGAUCCUGCCCGCUCAGGAUUAACGGAAGUAGAAGCGUUAACUUUUACUGGACGGCUCAAUCCCGCUGGAUUCGAGGAAGCUAUGGAACUCUACCAAAUUGGUAAAUUUCUGGAAUUUGACCAACUCAGUCAAGCUGCGGAAGAUAUAAUUGUAGAGCAAUUGACAUACGAAUCUCUGCCAUCAGUAUUACGGUGGGCGUCUCAAUCAUAUGGUUCCAGUUGGGUUCGGAGACAAGCCAUGAUGUUCCUGCGAGAGGAAUUUAUAAAUUUCGUGGCAACCUCUGGAUUCUUAGAGUUGGAGAAAAUAGUUUUAGUGGAGAUGGUACAGUCUGACUUUUUACAGGCUUCCGAGGUGGAUAUUUUACAAAGUAUUUUGCGAUGGGGAGAACACCAACUUAUGAAACGCAUUGAAGACAGAGAACCAAAUCUACUAACCACAACCAGAGAUAGCGUGAGUAGGAAAGGAAUCAAGCGACGUGACCUCAACGAUGUUGAACUUCGUGAAAUUAUAAUUGAUCUCUUACGAUUAGUGAGAACGGAUCACAUAUUACUUAAUCACGAAGUCCUAAUCGCAGCAGUUCGGCGCGGAUUGGUCUCAAUACCUCCUAGUCAUAUGAUAACCGAAGAAAAGACGAAUCCCUGGAUAAAUUCUAGUCCAGGUUAUGUGCGUCCACGACUUUACACUCCAUUUUAUGAAGAGGCAAAAUCAUCAUUAAGACAACGAGCAACGACAGUCAGUUGUACUGGAGUGGGAUUAAGUGCAGUUAGUGAUCACAACCUUACGGCUACAGGGAGAAGAACACUACGGUCCAUCAUACCAGACACGCUCUAUAUGAUCGAGGAUGGGAGCACAGCAGUGGAAGGCUGUUCAUCGCAACAAUCAAAUCAGCUAGGCUUGCACAAUUCUAAUUAUUAUUCACGUGGAAAUGAACCCCUUAAACCCGGUGAUAUUGUGGUCGACGUCGAGACCCUUUCUUCAAUGUUGUACAGACUAAAGAAACUUCAGUCGCAUCAUAGAAGUUUUAACUUAGUUUCCCGUGAACGAGCAACUAAAUACUUGCGAUUGAGAGUAGUCAGAGAAUUCGGAUUUCCAGACUAUGUCGCAGAGAUGCUAGAAAAUCCUAAUCAGACCAAUAACCCAGCCCCGAACGACGAAUCUUGUUCGUUUGGAGCGAGUGGAGGGGGUGACUCGUCAUUGUCAAAAUCAGUUCCUUCAGAACCCAGUGCUUUGGAGAGUCAAAAGGGACCUUUCGAGCAUUUAAGUGGGAAAAUGCCAGAUAUUGCACUUCAUACGACUUCAUUGACGGCUUCAGACCAAUUCCGACUGGCAGAUGAUAUACUGGAUUUAGAUUUGGGCGACGGGAGCAAAAGUAAUAGUUCUAGACGGUCUCACCCCGUUCCAACUGCGGUUUCCUCAUCAUCAGCAACAACAUCUGGGGGAAUGCAAUCUCGAAUAAGUUCAUCUGGUGCUUAUCAUCAUCGCCAAUCGUCACUUUUACAUUCUACUAGGAACCUUAACGAAUUGACAUUAAAUAGCCAGGAGCAGUCACGUUUAGAAACUCGCCAACCGCAGAUAAGAGAAAAUAUUUAUACCUCCCAUUAUUUAUAGUCGUUAAACUGAAUACAGACAAAUUGAGACGAAAAUAAAGUUCAUCCAUAUACACCCACUCGUGGUGACGGUUAUACAGAUAUACGAAUUUGGAUUAUCAUUGAUUUACCAAUCGCAAAAGAAAUAAAAUGCACCCGUUUGCAUAUAUAAGUACA